Talaromyces rugulosus is the source of this 1368-nucleotide messenger RNA. RefSeq lists its product as uncharacterized. The transcript is spliced from 5 exons. Lineage: Eukaryota; Fungi; Ascomycota; Eurotiomycetes; Eurotiales; Trichocomaceae. Gene Ontology annotation, cellular component: endoplasmic reticulum membrane. Gene Ontology annotation, molecular function: metalloendopeptidase activity. Bases 1 to 1368 code for a protein of 455 amino acids. The record is from RefSeq and is a predicted model, not a curated record. Gene Ontology annotation, biological process: CAAX-box protein processing.
AUGAUUAACAUUCUUCAGGCUCUUGCAAACUUCCUGGACCGUCCUCUCUUCCCGUGGAAGACGGUCCUGGUAGGCUUCUCCCUCGGACAAUAUGUCUUGGAAAGCUUCCUCUCGUUCCGUCAGUACCGUGUCCUUCAGCAGACAAAGCCUCCCAAGGUUUUAGAAGGAGAAGUCACCCAGAAAGUCUUUGACGAUAGCCAGACAUAUGGCCGCGCAAAGGCAAAAUUUGGAUUCAUCUCGGGACUCUAUGGACAACUGCAAAACCUGGCUUUCAUCUACUACGAUUUCUUGCCCAAAAUAUGGGGUGUGUCUGGCCUUGCGCUCGUUCAGUAUUUCCCAUCAUGGUUCCAAGGCGAAAUCGGACAAACGCUUGUGUUCUUCUUCGCUUUCAACCUGUUGACUACCGUUCUGUCGCUGCCUCUGUCGUACUACAACACCUUUGUCCUUGAGGAAAAGUUUGGCUUCAACAAGCAGACGCUCAAGCUUUGGAUUACGGAUAUGCUGAAAGGUCAAGCUCUUGGAAUUGCGCUCGGCGGCCCGCUCAUGGCUGCUUUCUUGAAGAUCAUCCAGAAGACUGGAAACCAGUUUUUCUACUACCUCUGGCUGUUCAGCAUUGUGGUGCAGGUGUUUGCCAUUACCAUCUACCCGAUCGUCAUCUUGCCGCUGUUCAACAAACUGUCUCCUCUCGAAGCUGGCCCUAUCAAAUCUGGCGUUGAGAAGCUGGCGUCUAACCUUGACUUCCCGCUGCACGACAUUUACUCAAUUGAUGGUAGCAAGAGAAGCGCCCACAGCAAUGCUUACUUCUUUGGUUUCCCCUGGAAGAAACAUAUUGUCAUCUACGACACCCUGAUUGAGAAGAGUGAACCGGAGGAGGUUGUCGCUGUUUUGAGCCACGAACUAGGCCACUGGAAACUCGGACACACUACCAAACUUUUUGGAAUUGCUCAGUUCCAUAUAUUUUAUAUCUUUGCGCUAUUCACAGCAUUUGUCAACAAUGGAUCAUUGUUCGAGUCUUUUGGUUUCCAUAACGAGAGACCAAUCAUGAUCGGCUUCCUCCUCUUCUCGGACGCUCUGGCGCCAAUGGAUGCCGUUGUGAAGCUGUUGAUGAAUAUUCUUAGCCGUAAAUUUGAAUUUGAAGCUGACGCUUUUGCUUCAAACCUUGGCCACUCCAAGCUUCUGGCCCAAUCACUUCUCAAGCUUCAGAUCCAGAACCUGAGCACUAUGGACGCCGACUGGUUGUAUGCCAGCUACCACUACUCGCACCCGAUUCUUUCGGAGCGUCUUGCGGCUCUGGGCUGGAAGGGCAAGGGAGCCGACAAGGCGGAGGACAGUGAAAAGCCUGUCAAAGCUGCAGACAGGGAACUUUAA